Messenger RNA from Colletotrichum graminicola M1.001, 549 nucleotides. Its product is annotated as ribonuclease. Gene Ontology annotation, molecular function: RNA nuclease activity; RNA binding. Lineage: Eukaryota; Fungi; Ascomycota; Sordariomycetes; Glomerellales; Glomerellaceae. The transcript is spliced from 2 exons. Bases 1 to 549 code for a protein of 182 amino acids. The record is from RefSeq and is a predicted model, not a curated record.
AUGGUCUGCCUCAAGCCCGCCUUCCUCUUCUCCCUGUGUGCCAUCUUCGCCGUCGCCGACCCCGUCCUCGACUCCGACCUGGCCCUCGAGAAGCGCCAGGGCGUCAUCUCAAUCGGCGAUGCCGUCUGCGGCGACAACAGCUACAGCCGGCAACAGAUCGAGGAGGCCACCGCCGAGGGCUGCCGCCUCUACUUCGCCGGAAAGCAGGUCGGCAGCAGCGAGUACCCCCACCGCUUCAACAACCGCGAGAACCUCGUCCUCGCCACCGCCGGUCCCUACCAGGAGUUCCCCAUCAUCCCCUCUGGAAACUACACCGGACGAUCUCCCGGCCCCGACCGCGUCAUCCUCGACCCCAACUACCGCGGAAAUUGCGUCAACGCCGGCAUCAUGACGCACACCGGCGCCACGGACCGCAACGGCUUCAUCGCUUGUAAUUCGACCGGGUCGUCGUCGGGGCCCAAUGGCUCUUCCGCUGGGUCCACCCUCUCGGCCUCGGCAUCACUCGGCGCAGCCGUGUGCAUUCUGUCCAUGCUGGCUCUCACUGCAUGA